Molecule: messenger RNA, 3266 nt
Organism: Gasterosteus aculeatus aculeatus (three-spined stickleback)
Lineage: Eukaryota; Metazoa; Chordata; Actinopteri; Perciformes; Gasterosteidae
Product: claudin-14
Cellular component (GO): membrane; bicellular tight junction
Molecular function (GO): structural molecule activity
Source: RefSeq, a predicted model, not a curated record
GGGUCACCAUGGUCCGGGUCACCGUGGUCCGGGUCGGACGCGGCCGACGUCGGGUCCUCUUGUGGGACUGGUGUGUCAGCGUGUACUUCCCAACAUUUCUGGAGGAUCUCCUCACCAUGACGUGCACCGCAGGGUAGACUGCGUUAGACAAGACAAGGCACGGUGGACUCGGAAGUUAAAAUGAAAAUCUCAAGCUAACCUCGCGUUAGCUAAAAAGACAUCUCAAUGCUAAUGCUAAUUCUGUAUAGCUAGUUAGCACAUGAAUAUAAUAUAGCAGUUCCAUUAACAUUUAAUGUGACGUGGACGUUUAAUAAAAAGGGACUAAAAGUCAAAUUUGAUAUAUCCUUACCAGUACUAUUCCUUCUGUGGACGUCGACAGCAAACGUCACCUGCGAUGGCGAGUCACCUGCGUGCUAGCUAGCUAGCUAGCGCCGCUGAGGAAUGAGGACGUUUCUCCCGCGUUCGGCCUUUAAAUUUAGUCUCCACGAGUAACGUUUACGAAAGAAAGGCCUCGAGCACUGCGUUCACCGAGAAGCUCCUCGCGUGUAAAUUAGUGAUAACGUGGAUCUAGGUGGCACAAAUGUCAACCUCUUAACAUAGAUUAGUAACUUAUCGUUGUGUGCAGUCAUAUUUAAGAAGCUGUGCUUGUUUCCUCAAUACACUGCCUUUUAUUAGCAGAAUUAUUUUGUGCAAGUUAAAUCAAGUUGAUUAAAGUAUAUAUAUUUUUUUUCUUUACUCCAUAGCCAAUUAUCCUACAAGCCUUAUACUGCAUCCAUGCAGGUUUCAUCAAUUGAUGAUAUUUGGGCUGAAUAAUUAUGAAUUUCUCUCACUGGGAUGGGAAAAACUAGUCUGUGGUCAUCUGCUAUAAUGACCAACACCUUUGUGGCAGGGCAUUUAAAGUCAUGCUACCAUCUUUUAAGAAUGUUGGCUACAUCGACCCACGUACAAAAGGUGUGUGCAGUAUGAAAAAUAGUCUGUCUUUUCAGGCUUAUGAAGACGUGAACACACAAAAAAAGACAAAGUCCCGUAUUACACACUGUUAUAGUUGUGUGUUAUACCCUCCAGCGCUGUGCACAACAGACCGGCUAUGCUCAGCUGCUAAUCACGGGAUUAUUCUGCUUAACUAAGACUAUUAAGUGUUCCACAUUCAAAUGGCGUCUCCCACAGGCAGACCUUGGAGAGGAUCAUCCCUUCUCUGCAGAGCUCUCACAGAGAGCUGAAUAGGAGGUGAGGGUACCAGGGGAGGAGCACGGAGUGGGUGGGGGUGUGUGGGGGGGGGAGAGAAGAGCUGCAAAGCAAGAAGAUGGACCUCGGAGGCACCCAGAGAUAACUGUGCUGCUUCGGCUUGCAGAUCACGCUCUGCCCCCCGGGUCCGAGCGUUUAUCUGAGCAACAAGCCAUCGCCGGGACUGUCUCAUGCCAUCUUCUAACGCGAUGCUCCUGAUGCUGACGGCGAUAAAGACGACGAUGAUAUCCAACGCUGACCAGUGACAACCCUGCAGCACAGCCACAAAUAUCCCUUGACUUGUGAGGCAGCAGUGGAGACAGAAAGGAGCUGGUCGGUGUGUAAAUCUGUGCCGAUGGCCUAUUUCUUUGGAGGUGCACCAUCUAGACACCUGUAACCAUGGAGCUGUAGUCCUUUUGGUGACCUUGUUGUUUGAACAUCUGUCCCCGUGAGCCCAUCAUGGCCAGCACGGCGGUUCAACUCCUCGGCUUCUUCUUGGGCCUGUUGGGGUUCAUAGGUACCGUGGUUGCAACCCUGCUCCCCUACUGGCGCAGCACAGCCUACGUGGGCUCCAACAUCAUCACAACCACCGCCUACAUGAAAGGCCUGUGGAUGGAGUGUGUGUGGCACAGCACCGGCAUUUACCAAUGUGAGGUGUACAGAUCUCUACUGGCGCUGCCGCGCGACCUGCAGGCUGCCCGGGCGCUCAUGGUGCUCUCCUGCGUGACCUCGGUCCUGGCGUCGCUGGUGUCUGUGAUGGGGAUGAAGUGUACCCGCUGCGCCCGUGACCCCUUGGUCAAGUCGUCGCUGGUGCUCAGCGGUGGGAUCGGAUUCCUCUGUGCCGGCGUGCUCUGCCUGGUCACCGUGUCCUGGACCACCAACGAUGUCAUCUUGGAUUUCUACGACCCCUUCCUUCCCAGCGGGAUGAAGUACGAGAUCGGCCUGGCCGUGUACCUCGGCUACGCCUCGGCCUGCGUCAGUCUGGGCGGAGGGAUGGCGCUGUGCUGGAGCAGCAGCAGCAGCAGCAGUAGCAGCAGGUCAAGGAGGCGCCGCCACGUGCAGAGGAAUCAACCGCUAUCACCCCCCCCUGCCUUCAGCCACAUAUACCCUCCCGCCCCGCCGUACAAGCCCCCCGAGGCCCUGAAGGACAACCGCGCUCCCUCGCUCUGCUCUCUGUCCAGCAACGGCUACAGGCUCAACAACUACGUCUAAGACCACCAGCCGCAAAACCUCUGGGACUGCAGCGAGUGAGAAAAGACACUAAAGGGACCUUUAACGAGUCUUUCUAGGCUGAGCUUAUGAGCCUAAACUAACUUACCGUGUGUGGAGAAACACAUUUAAGGCUAAGAAGCUAUUGUUCUGUCACUUCCUUUAGUAGCUUCCUUUCCAGUAGCGAUUUACUUUUUCUAAUAUUAAGUUCAAAUAUAAUUGUUCUUUUGAAACUAGACGGAUGAGGUUUUAUGUCAGUAUUCAAUAUUUUCUAGCCUAAAACAAUUGCAAGUUCUGAUCUAACAAUAGAGGAGUACUCAAUAAGAUACUCUUUGUGUUGUUUUCCAUAAGCUGCUACGGUAGAUAUUCUGUCAACUGUAAUGGAUUACCUGAUGGACCUGGGUUAACGGCAUAAGACUCAGGAAACCCUGCUGAGGUUAUGAGCACAACAACAACAACAACUUUUCAGGUCCGGGAACAUUUGGAUUGUAAAGCUGAGGAGAGACACUGGGUGGCGACAAAGGUCUUUUGAGAAGGCAGCCUGAAGCCUUCAGUUAGAACUUCUCUGUUUUCAUUCAGUUCUUUUCAUACAAUGCUGUGCUAAUGUCUAGAUAUCAGCACUUUUUAUGAAUGGAUCUAACUGCGUAAUUAAGUCAAAAAUGGGAAGAAUCAUUUUGUGUCACUCGCGGUGUAUGAAUGUGACUCUGGGGCUUUCUAGGAUGCUCGCUUACCUGUAACACGAUGGACGUGUUUGUUAAGAAAGCCUCCAAUUAGAGCUGCUCUGUGUCAGACAACCACACAGACGCUCAAUUAAAGGACCUGUCACAAUUCCA